AUGUAUAUACAUUUUCAUCAAAAACCAUAUGUUUCAGCAGAUUAUUCUCCAUUGGAAUCCAUUCUUCUCGACUGUGGCUCUUCAGCUUUGCGAGCUUUAUCGUAUGAUGGCCGGAAUUGGACUAGUGGCAGCUCAUAUUUCAUCGCUUCUAACUCCGGUAACGGCUUCCCUGUGUCUCGAUCGUCUUCGGAAGGGACAUCUGCGCCUGAAGUUCCCUACAUGACUGCUAGGAUGUUCCACUCCAAUUUGCACAUCAGCGAACACGAAGAAGACGGUUCCCUUUAUCAGACCCAGAACUCCAUCCAUGCCCUAUGGGACAAGUUCGCCGGAGUAAACAGCGAUAAACAAUCCGAUGCCCCGGCUUCGAGUUCUCAAGCCUCAGCCCCUCCGAAUUUCAAUGCUGCAUCUGAUGAUAUACAGUCUGGCAAUAUUGUCACAUUGGCUCCAAGUGUCUUGUACUUCAAAGAAGAUACCGACAAGGAUCAUCGACGGAUUAAAACACGUGAAAAUGAUAGUAACGGAGACAAGUCGAGUGGACUUCGACGCAAAGGAAGAUCGACGGCAGAGUCCCGGUCGAAGUUCUGGAACGAGAAACCUGAAGCUGAAGUUGCUUGUGCCUAUGGAUCAUCAGAGGAUGAGGACGUUUGUCCCACAUGUCUUGAUGAGUACGAACGUGAAAAUCCACGAAUAGUUCUUCAAUGUUCCCACAGCUACCACCUCGGUAGCAUAUACGAGUGGAUGGAGAGGUCAGAAAACCGUCCAAUUUGUGGAAAGAAGAAGAUGUUUGAUGAAGCAACUUGAAAUCGGAUCACCGGAGACACACACACCGAAGAUUAACCUGAUUUUUUAAUUAGUUUUAAGGGCACAUUUCAACAAGUUUUUGGGGUUGUAGUUUGAUAAGCAAGUAUUACAGGUU
Messenger RNA from Hibiscus syriacus, 916 nucleotides. RefSeq names its product E3 ubiquitin-protein ligase RLIM-like. The record is from RefSeq and is a predicted model, not a curated record. Gene Ontology annotation, molecular function: ubiquitin-protein transferase activity. The transcript has 5 exons. NCBI's taxonomy places the organism in Eukaryota, Viridiplantae, Streptophyta, Magnoliopsida, Malvales, Malvaceae. Bases 1 to 801 code for a protein of 266 amino acids.